Messenger RNA from Chelmon rostratus (copperband butterflyfish), 3423 nucleotides. RefSeq lists its product as uncharacterized. Gene Ontology annotation, biological process: mitotic cytokinesis; actomyosin contractile ring assembly; septin ring organization. The transcript has 24 exons. Bases 106 to 2766 code for a protein of 886 amino acids. Gene Ontology annotation, cellular component: actomyosin contractile ring. NCBI's taxonomy places the organism in Eukaryota, Metazoa, Chordata, Actinopteri, Chaetodontiformes, Chaetodontidae. The record is from RefSeq and is a predicted model, not a curated record.
GGAGACUGAAAGCAUAAAACAACUACAGGGUUGUUUCUUGUUUUCUGUCAGUUAGCGUUGACCUGUUUCAUACAGACUGCAGUUUCACACAGAUAUCUUUUCAGUAUGGAAGCUGGCGAGGAAAACAGUGGCAACAUCAACCUGAAGAGACAGAGAGCACCUCUGUCAGAUUCUGAGGACAAUGUCCUCUCACCAUCAGAGGUGAAUGAUGGCCAGAAGCGGCGGCGUCUGGGGGGAGCUGGUCAGGAGAACCGUAGUCCGAAACCUUCCUCGUCUUUGCGCCAAGCUGAGCUAGACACAAAACCAGACACACCAAUGGUUCCCUCAGUCCGGUCUCGAGUCCAGCAACUCACCCAGAGACGAGAUGGAGGAGCUCCUCCUCUGGCCCAGCGGUGCCUCUCUGAUCCUGGGGCUGACAGCCCAUCUGUCAUUAUCCACGAAAAGGGUUUCAGAGAGCAUCUCCUUGGUGAGGGAGAAUUUAAUCAGCGAAUGGAGCGGUUUAAAGUGCCAGUCUUCCAGGCUAGCCCUGCCCCCACAACGAGCCCUGCCAACUCCGGCCCUCGAUCCUGCUCCAACUUUGUGUCUGGCAUCCAGCAGAAACUCCAAGGCACUACAACACCAAGCUCAAAGCAGGCUUCUCGCAUACGCGAGGAACGGAAACAAGAGUUGAGCCUGUUGCAGCCAAUCAGAGAGAAUGCCUGGCUGAAAAGGAGCAACUCUGAUCCUUCAUUAACUCAGCAGGGAAGGACCCCUCCUGGCCCCUCACCUCCCUCAUGGGUUCCUAGAUCUAGAAGGCGAGAUCAUUGGCCUCCUAUGCAGCCCUGGGAUGCUGAUGGUGAUACUGAGAUGAAAGAUGGAAGCUUCACUGAAGCGCUUACAUCAGGUGUAGGGAAGAAAUCUUCAGAUGGGACAGAUGCUGAACUGAGCUCUCACGAUGAGACCAACACCGCUGAAAUAAUUGACCAGAUGUUUGAGGAGGUGCUGGAGUAUGCUGGAAGGAUGGAGGAAGACAGGGUGGAUGAUGAGGACACUGAGGACCGCGACAGUGGCAUUGGCACUUGCACUGGAGACAAAGAUAAGGUGGACACGGAGUCAGAGAAGGAGAAGAGUGAAGAAGAGGGAGAGGGAGAGGCCAAAGAAGAAGCUUAUGAUGAGAGCAAGAAGCUUGAAAACAAUGGAGAUGAGCUGCUGACUUUCCCUCCCAGCGGCAUCCUCUCUCCGCUCAGCAAGUCUGUAGAGGCUGUUGUCACCCCUCUGCGACUGACAGUGAGCGAGGGGUCCAAUCCUCCAUCUCUGCUCCUGACUCCAGAAGAGACAUCCACCCCUCCUACUGAAUCUGCUCCUCUAUACAGUAUUGAUGCCUACCGUACACAAAGACAGAGUAAGCAGCCCACCAUUCAGAGUGUCACCCCUGGGGUUCAGAGACGAGCUCCAGAAAAGUCCCAACCUCAACCUUCUGUCAACACCAAGGAGAAAAUCACGGCACUUAAUGAAGAAGCAGGGAAGCUGCAGACUGUGAUCAACCAGACCCUGCAGGCUCUGAGCUGCUGUACUGAUGAGGAGCAUGGACGAGGCUCGCUGGAGGAGGCUGAAGCUGAGAAACUGCUGCUUGUCUCCUGUGAGAAACGCUCAGCCCUGCUGGCAGAGGUAACCAGACUGAGGGAGGAGAGGAGCUCAGAGUCAGGAGAGGCAGCAGGGGAGGACAAGGACUAUGUUUCCCAGCAGCCCUGCAGAGGGACUGUCAGCAUCACAAACAUCCAGCUGCCUCUCAAGGUUGAAUUUGUCUGCUCCUCACACAACCGAACAGGUCGGCCAAGUCACUACUUCUUCGUCCUGAUCCGCUACGGGCCCUGCAACAUCGUCGCCACCCCGCUGGCCACAGCUGCCAAUGCUCAGAAUGGAGACACCAUCUCUUUCCCUACUUCUGUCACUCUGAAGGACAUUCGCUCAUCCUUUGAAAUUGAUGUGGAAGUCUACAGCCUGUCCCACACUUCAGGUAGUAACUGCAGCAUGGACCGGGCCACCACCAAGUCACGGGUCACGCCAAGAAAGCUUCUGAACACUAUCACCAGAUCCAAUAACAGUCUGACAUCUGCUGCUCUCCCUGCUCUCAACACUCGCCGCUCCAGUAACUUUUGUUUGGUGGGUUCCCAUAAGAUCACCUUGGCCUCACUGGGACACAGCAAGUUUCCUCUGGAUAAGAUGAAACUUGAAGGGAAAAUCAGGAGGCUGCUGGGAGAUGAAUUUCAGGAAAAGGUGCCUUUUCUCUCUCCUCUAGAGGGCAACAUUUACCUGCGACUGGACAGCGAAAGUCACUCUAAUGUGCGGCACCAAGGCUUCCUGACAAUGUUUGAGUUGAUCAGUGGAUAUGGGGUGUGGCAUCGCCGAUACUUUGUUUUGGAGGGAUGCAACAUGUACUACUGGAACCAUCCCAAUGACAAGGAAACUAAGGAAGCAGAGGGCAGCAUUUCUCUGUCCAGCUCCCACAGACAGUCUGUCAGACCGGUCAAGAGAGACUCGUGUGCUCGACCUUUCACCUUUGAGCUGGUGAGCAGCAUCCCACAGCAGCAGCAGGACGACAGCCAGGAUGCCUUGGCCAAGUGCUGGUUUUCAGCUGACGCCAAACAGGAAAGACUGGACUGGAUCGAGAAACUCAACCAAGCUCUUUUGGACUAUCACACAUGGAACCGAACAUCAGCAACCCAAACAGAAAGUCAGCAGUCAAGCACGUCCAGCAACGAGAAGUUGAGGGAGAGCAUACUGUAACUACAUCUCUGACAUCAGGGUUCACAUUCUUCAUCUCAGAGCUGGAGGAGAUAAGCUUCUUCCUCAUAGGGUCAGUUUCACUGACAUGAAACUGCCAAAUUCUAACAUAUACCCAGACAAUAUCAUUGGGAGAUAUCUGUUUGUUUUUCAUACUGUUGUUUAUUUUUUAAUCUGAAUCCAAUCAUAACUGUUGGUUUUCACUUUUAUUUGCUAAGUUACAGUUUCCAUUUGAAUAAUUUUAGUUUUUCUUUUUCAUGGUUUUGUGGGAAUCAGGUUUUAUUUUGACUUGCUUUUCUGUGGCAAUGAGCUGCUUUAGCCUUUGUUGGCAAUAUUAUUUGGUCACUUUCAGUUGCUAAGGUGAAACUUCUCUUGUAGUUUAUAUAUUUUUGAAAUAAUUUACACAUAUAUUUAGAUUCCUAUUGUAUUUUUGUAUCAAUUAACCUUGAAGGAUAAGCAAAUUUGUAAAGAUACACUAAUAAAUAUUGAAGGAGAAGGAAAUCUUUUUUAACAUGCUUUUGUUUCCUUAAGAAAAAGUCUAUAACAACAACCUAAAUCAUCAUAAAUAAAGUAAUAUGUACAUAUAAUAACAGACGGCAAGAUAGCAAAUGUAUUUUGAAAAGCAAAGUAUUGAAACAAGGGAGAAAGAAAAUAAAAUAA